Molecule: messenger RNA, 1552 nt
Organism: Hippopotamus amphibius kiboko
Lineage: Eukaryota; Metazoa; Chordata; Mammalia; Artiodactyla; Hippopotamidae
Gene: ADRA2B
Product: adrenoceptor alpha 2B
Exons: 2
Coding region: 60-1529 (489 amino acids)
Biological process (GO): adenylate cyclase-activating adrenergic receptor signaling pathway; regulation of smooth muscle contraction; platelet activation
Cellular component (GO): membrane
Molecular function (GO): alpha2-adrenergic receptor activity
Source: RefSeq, a predicted model, not a curated record
UCGCCGGCCGGGCACGCGCUGGGCCAGCAGCGCCCCCUCUGGCCGCGUCCGGCUCCGCCAUGGACCACCAGGAGCCCUACUCGGUGCAGGCCACUGCGGCUAUCGCGGCGGUCAUCACCUUCCUCAUCCUUUUCACCAUCUUCGGCAACGCUCUGGUCAUCUUGGCUGUGCUGACAAGCCGCUCGCUGCGCGCCCCUCAGAACCUGUUCCUAGUGUCGCUGGCUGCCGCCGACAUCCUGGUUGCCACGCUCAUUAUCCCUUUCUCGCUGGCCAACGAGCUGCUGGGCUACUGGUACUUCUGGCGCACCUGGUGCGAGGUGUACCUGGCGCUCGACGUGCUCUUCUGCACCUCCUCCAUCGUACACCUGUGUGCCAUCAGCCUGGACCGCUACUGGGCCGUGAGCCGCGCGCUGGAGUACAACUCCAAGCGCACCCCGCGCCGCAUCAAAUGCAUCAUUCUAACCGUGUGGCUCAUCGCAGCCGUCAUCUCGCUGCCGCCCCUCAUCUACAAGGGCGACCAGGCUCCCCAGCCCCGCGGGCGCCCUCAGUGCAAGCUCAACCAAGAGGCCUGGUACAUCCUGGCCUCCAGCAUUGGAUCUUUCUUUGCACCCUGCCUUAUCAUGAUCCUUGUCUACCUGCGCAUCUACCUGAUCGCCAAGCGCAGCCACCGCAGAGGCCCCAGGGCCAAGCGGGGCCCCGGGGAGGGUAAGCAGCCCCGCCCUGCCCCUGGGGAAGUUUCAGCCUCAGCCACAUUGCCCACUCGUGCCCCUCAACUGGCUGCUGCUGGAGAGGCCAACGGAUGCUCCCAGCCCACUGGGGAGAAGGAUGAGGGGGAGACCCCUGAAGACUCUGGGACCCCCGCCUUGCCACCCAGCUGGCCCGCCCUUCCCAGCUCAGGCCAGGGUCAGAAGGAAGGUGUUUGUGGGACAUCUCCAGAGGAGGAGGCUGAAGAGGAGGAGGAGGAGGAGGAGGAGGAGGGGUGUGAGCCGCGGGCCUUGCCAGCGUCUCCCGCCUCAGCGUGCAGCCCAUCUCUGCAGCAGCCGCAGGCUUCCCGGGUGCUGGCGACCCUACGUGGCCAGGUGCUCCUGGGCAGGGGCGAGGGCACUGCGGCGGGGCAGUGGUGGCGGCGUCGGACACAGCUGACCCGGGAGAAGCGGUUCACGUUUGUGCUGGCCGUGGUCAUCGGCGUCUUCGUGCUCUGCUGGUUCCCCUUCUUCUUCAGCUACAGCCUGGGUGCCAUCUGCCCUCAGCACUGCAAGGUGCCCCACGGCCUCUUCCAGUUCUUCUUCUGGAUCGGCUACUGCAACAGCUCGCUGAACCCGGUCAUCUACACCAUCUUCAACCAGGACUUUCGUCGUGCCUUCCGAAGGAUCCUUUGCCGCCAGUGGACCCAGACGGCCUGGAAGCAGCUCCCCACCCUGCACCCUGGAACCCCCUCCACCCACCAGGCUUCCUCCUCUGCUGGCACUUAUGGUCUCCAUCCCCUUCCCACCGGAGGCUCAAGUAAUGACACUCAGCCACCUCCCUGAAGGGCCAUCUUGAAAGACAUUCC